Bufo gargarizans (Asiatic toad) is the source of this 3756-nucleotide messenger RNA. RefSeq names its product nucleolar and coiled-body phosphoprotein 1 (gene NOLC1). Lineage: Eukaryota; Metazoa; Chordata; Amphibia; Anura; Bufonidae. The transcript is spliced from 17 exons. The record is from RefSeq and is a predicted model, not a curated record. Gene Ontology annotation, cellular component: nucleolus; nucleoplasm. The coding region runs from base 49 to 2616 and encodes 855 amino acids. Gene Ontology annotation, molecular function: protein binding.
UUUCCUGUUGUCCACGUGAUCGCUGUGUGCUAGGUCGGAGCUGCAAGCAUGGCGGAUCAGCGCGUGGUGCCCAGCGAUCUCUUCCCUCACGUGCUGCGUUUUCUGCAGGACAACCAGUUCAUAAAUGCGGCUAAAGAGUUUAAGAAGGCCACCGGGGCGAAGGAUCAGGACGCUAGCCCGGCCUCGCUUCUUGAGAUUUACAGUGAUUGGAUUAAGUCUCCAGAUUCAAAGAAAAGGAAACACCCAGUCAAUGGCCUGCCUGCUAAGAAAUCUGCCAAGGAAUCCAGCAGCGAUGAGAGCUCCAGUGAAGAUGAGGAACCACCUGCAAAGAAACAGGCUGUUACAGCAGGCAAAAAGCCCAUACCCAAAGUGCCUCCACCAAAGAAGGCCAAAAGCAGCAGUGAAGACUCCAGUGAUGAUUCUGACUCUGAAGAAGACACUAAGAAAGCUCCUCCACAGAAAAAGACCACUCCUCAGGUGAAAGCAACAAAUGUCAAAACACCACCUCAGAAGAAAGCAAAGGAUUCCAGCUCUGACUCUAGUAGUUCUGAAGAUGAAGCACCUAAGAAAAAGCCGCUACCUGUCAUUAAGAAGUCCCCAGCAGCAGCAAAGACCACUCCAGUAGCAAAGCCUGCUGCAAAAGCUAGAAAAUCUGACACUAGCAGUAGCGAAGAGUCAGAAGAUAGCACACCAGCAAAGACAGCAGCUACCAAGACUCCGCCGGCCAAGUCCCCUGCAGCUGUCAAACCUCCAGUUAAGAAGGUAGCCAAGGGUAAGGAUGUCUCUAGCAGUGAAGACUCAUCUGAUAGCUCUGAGGAUGAAGCCCCAGCUGCAAAGGCUAAACCAAAGCCAGGUGUGUAUAGUGCUGUCCCCCCACCAACAGUAGGUGGAAAAGGUACGCCAAAGGCAAAUGCUAAAAAAGCAGAAAGCAGCAGUGACUCUUCAGAUGGUGAUGAGAAGGAACCGCCAGCAAAAAAAGGAAAGACCACUCCGAGUAAGUCUCCUGCGCAGCCUCCAAAACCUGUGGCAAAAAAGGCAAAAGAGUCAUCAAGUGAUGCAGAUUCAAGUGACGAAGAUGAGAAAAAGUCGACUAAACCAGUACCAAAAAGUACUGCUGUUAAGAAUUCCACCCCAUCGUCCCAGAAAAGUACACCAGUAAAGCCUGCCCAGGCCAAGAAGGACUCCAGCUCUUCUGAUAGCUCUGACUCAAGUGAUGAAGAUGAGAAGGCUAAGCCUGCUGUGAAAACUCCACCUGCAAAGCCUGCUGCAAAGGUGACCCCUGCAAAGCCUGCUGCAAAGGUGACCCCUGCAAAAGCGGCGGCAGCCAAAAAGGAUUCAAGCUCCUCUGACAGCUCAGACUUGAGUGAUGAAGAAAAGAAGGCUCCUGCAAAGCCUACUGCCAAGGUGACUCCUGCAAAGCCUGCUGCCAAGGUGACUCCUGCAAAGCCUGCUGCCAAGGUGACUCCUGCAAAGCCUGCUGCCAAGGUGACUCCUGCAAAGCCUGCUGCCAAGGUGACCCCUGCAAAACCUGCUGCAAAAGCGACCCCUGCAAAGGUGACCCCUGCAAAAGCGACCCCUGCAAAAGCUUCAGCAGCCAAAAAGGAUGCAAGCUCUUCUGACAGCUCAGAUUCAAGUGAUGAAGAUGAUAAGCAGCCGGCUAAGCCCCCAGUGAAGACCACUCCUGCACAAAAGAAGCCACCAGUGAAGACUACCCCUGCACAAAAGAAAAAAGAUUCCAGUUCCGACAGCUCUGACUCCGACAGUGAGGAAGAAGCUAGCAAGAAGCCUGCUGCUAAACAGACUUCUACAGCAAAGACUCCCCCUGCCAAAAAAGUGAACAAUGAGCUUGACAAAAAGACCCCUGUAAAAGCUGCUACUCCCAAGGCUGCAGAAAGCAGUUCAGACAGCUCAAGUAGUGAAGCGGAAAAAAAGAUUGUAAAAGCUGUCAAAUCCCCUGCUUCUGCAAAGAAGCCCAUUGCUGUAAAUAAGUCAAAGGCGAGUAGUAGCUCCUCAUCAGACACUUCCAGUGAUGAAGAGGAGAAGCCUAAAAAGCCUGCUGUGAAAAAGACAUCCGUCCCAGUAAAGAAAGCAAGUAGCAGUUCUGAAGACAGUAGCUCAGAAGAGGAUGCUAAGAAGCCAGCAGCUACCUCAAAGUCACCGGCAUCUGCUAAACCAGCUACUCCUAAGACUGCCAACUCCACACCGAAAGCAGCUGUUAAGAAACCAGAGGAGAGCUCAGAGGACAGUUCCUCCAGCGAAGACGAAGAGAAUGAUAAUUCUGGUAAGCAGAAAACAGCUGGAAAAACACCCGAGAAUAAGAAUAUUAAAGUGUCAACUCCAAACACAUUCCCCAAGGCUAACAAGAAGGAAGGUGUCAAAAAUGUCCCAUUCCGAAGAGUAGUUGAAGAAGAAGUGGAAGUUGAUCCUCGGGUUGCUAAUAAUUCAUUUGAAGCAAAGAGAGGGGCAUUAGGAGACUGGGGGGAGAGAGCCAACAAUGUCCUAAAAUACACAAAGGGGAAGUCAUUCCGCCAUGAGAAGACGAAGAAAAAGCGAGGCAGUUACUGUGGUGGUGCCAUUUCCACAACUGUGAAUUCUUUUAAGUUUGACAGUGAAUGAACUAAACUGUCGGCUUCCAGUGGACUUAAUUCUGACAUUGUCCAUAAUUAAUUUCUGGACUCGUGUUGCGUCCGUUCAAGAGAUUUUAUUUUGUAUGAAACAGAGAUUUGGGGUUUGCUACAAAGUAUAAUUUCUGUAUAUUUAUAAAUUUGCAAUUACCUCCUGCAACUUUUUUUUUAUUAUUAUUUUUAAGAGGUCAUUCAGUUAGUGAAAUGAUUUUUUUUUUUUUUUUUAAAUAAAGGUCAAAACGGCUUAAAAAUAAUAAUUUUCUGAUCCCCCAAUUCUCUUCUCCCAUUUCUGUGUGCUGCCCCCCCCUCCCUGACCUUUCCCGGUUUCUCUUGACAUGGAAAUGUGACUCACGCAAUUACUGCAAUCACUGGUACAGCAGGGACUUUAUUUUUACUAAAGCUGCUUUCACACUAGUGGCAGGACGGACCCGACAGCCUUUUCACCCUGUCGGAUCUGUCCUGCCGAUGUACCGCGCCCAUUGACUAUAAUGGAGACGGGCGUGAAGCUUCGGCAGUGCACGGCGAGAGGCCGCCGGACUAAAAGUACUACAUGUCCGACUCUUUAGUCUGGCGGCUUCUCACUGCAGUGCUGCGCCGGAGCUCCACCCUCAUCCCCAUUAUAGUCAAUUGGGGCGGAGCGACGACAGGACGGAUCUGCCAGGGUGAACAGCCUGUUGGAUCCAUCCUGCCACUAGUGUGAAAGUACCCUAAGCCAUUCUGACUUUAUUUUUUACCAGCUGGGCAAACACUCUAACAUGUUAUAACAGUUUAACAAGUCCUCAAAUUAAAUGGUUGUAUUCUAUGAUGUUUUAUUGUUUUUCUGAUUUUCUAGAAUUAAAAAACAAAUAAAACCUCAUUUCAAAUAUUUUAGUUUUUAUUUUUUUUGUGAGAUUUAGCCCACUUGGUGGUUUGGCGGUUGUAAAUUUUGCAAUACAUUGGUAUUUUUAUAAUGUUUUUAUUUAUUUUUAGUUUUAUUUGGGGAAAACUAAAUUUUUCCACAAUGUCCUUAUUUAACCCUUUCAUGACCAAGGGUCAUUGAUCCCCCAGUGUCCAGGUCAAAAUUUACAAAUCUUACAUGCGUCACUUUGUUGCUUUGGAACACUUUUAUUUAUCCAAGCCAUUCUAACAUUGU